Messenger RNA from Lacerta agilis (Sand lizard), 4418 nucleotides. It is a transcript of the gene NCAN, whose product is annotated as neurocan. Lineage: Eukaryota; Metazoa; Chordata; Lepidosauria; Squamata; Lacertidae. The coding region runs from base 27 to 4418 and encodes 1463 amino acids. The transcript is spliced from 15 exons. The record is from RefSeq and is a predicted model, not a curated record. Gene Ontology annotation, molecular function: hyaluronic acid binding; calcium ion binding. Gene Ontology annotation, biological process: cell adhesion.
ACAGGAGUGAGAGAGUCAGAUUAAGGAUGGUCCAUUUAAUGGAUGGUGCUGGCAGUUGGGUCCUGCUUGGAUAUCUGCUCCUGCCUUUCUCUGUUGUGGGCUCCCAAGACAAUGCGAAGGUGAUCCACAUCAACAAAGUCCACCACCAGCCCCUCCGGGUUGGCCUGGCGGAGCCCAUCGCCCUGCCCUGCCUCUUCCUCCUGCAGCUGCCCACCUCCCUGGGGCCCAACGCACCGCCUGACCCCCCUCGGAUCAAGUGGAGCAAGGUCCAGUCAGCCUCGGGGCAGCCGGAGGAUGUCCCCAUCCUGGUGGCCAAGGACGACGUGGUGAAGGUUUCCAAAGGCUAUGAGGGGAGGGUCUCUCUGCCCGGCUACCCCUCCCGGCGCCACAAUGCCACCCUGCUGCUCUCAGCCGCCCGAGCCAGCGACGCCGGGCUCUACCGUUGUGAGGUGGUAGCAGGGAUCCACGACGAGCAGGACCUGGUGCCCCUGGAAGUCACAGGUGUGGUUUUCCACUACCGAGCUGCCAGCAACCGCUAUGCGCUGACCUUCCCAGAGGCCCAGAAGGCAUGCGAGGAGAACUCGGCGGUCAUCGCCUCCCCUGACCACCUCCAAGUGGCCUUCGAGGAUGGCUAUGACAACUGCGAUGCAGGGUGGCUCUCUGACCGCACCGUCAGGUACCCCAUCACCCUCUCGAGGCCCGGCUGCUACGGGGAUCGCAACACUCUCCCGGGAGUCCGGAGCUAUGGGGAGCGGGAUGCUGCGGAGGCCUAUGAUGUCUACUGCUAUUCGAAAGAGCUUCGGGGAAAGGUGUUCUAUGCCUCCAGCCCCGGACGGCUGACAUUUCAGACGGCUCAAAAGCACUGCCUGAGUCGAGGCGCCCGGCUGGCCACCGCAGGGCAGCUCUACCUCGCUUGGAGGGAGGGGCUUGACCAGUGCGACCCGGGAUGGCUGGCUGAUGGAAGCGUCCGCUACCCUAUCCAGAUCCCGCGGAAGAAGUGUGGAGGGGACGAACCUGGCGUCCGGACGGUCUACCAGUUCCCAAACCGGACGGGCUUCCCAGAACCAGCUUCCAAGUUCGAUGCUUACUGCUACAAAGCUUGGCAGCCGCCCACUAAACCAGACCCAGCUGCACUGGGGGUCGACCACGGCCAGGUGGCUCGGGAGCCCAUGGAUCAGGACUCUGAGGGGAGCCAGGAUCCAGGCAUCGAGAACGUCUUGGUGGAGCACGACUCCCACCUGCCGCUGCUGAACGAGCUUUUCCCCAAGGAGAACGACGAUGCCGUCAUGUCGGGAGACUCGAAAGAGCUCUCGAAGGAUCCCUACGGCCCCUCGCAGAAGGCCGCCAUCCCGUUCCUGGAGGAGGACGAGCAGCUCCAGCUGGUGACGGCUUUCCCGGCUGGGUCUGUGGAUCCGUGGGAGGAGAGGGCGGCACCAGCACCAAAGGCAACACCCUUGGAUUUGGAGGGUCGCGCAUCUACAAGACCAUUCACCGUCUCCAUCCCGGGUGGGGCGAAUGGUGGACACCUGUUGGAUACAGCUGACCAAACUCCGGUUGGUGAGAUGAAGGAGCAUGGCAAUGGCGAGAUGAGCGUUGGCAAAGAGUCGGCCGAUGCCGGUCCAACCAUCACCAAGUCCCCUCCUCCGGAAGAAUCUGAUGAUGGCUUACCGGCUGAGGAGGUUGCCCGUCCAACCUCUCCAACUUGGCUGCAUGGAACCGCAGAAGGGAGCACCUCACUCAGCCCCCAGCCCCCGUUCCGGACCCACAUCCCCAAGGGGCGUCCGACCUCAGCCCUCCCCCCGGUGCCUCACGGAGGCCGCCUCUUUGGCACUGAGGCUCCUCCGGCUCCUGCUGGCCUCCCCGAAUCUACCCGAAAGAGCAUUUACUCUGGGCUGAACGGGCGCUACUUCCAGAGACGGCGAGAGGAAGGAGGAGACGGUGGCGGCAGCCAGCCGAGCAUCGACAGGGGAGGCAGCACCGCAGUGCCCACGACUCUCUCUGUCCUGGCACUGGCAGUGCGCACGAUGGCAGACAACUCCAUCGAGGCGACCGCGAGGGAGGCACCGAGCCCUGCCUCUGUUCUACGGGGCGAGGUAGUCUACGCCUUCUCCAACGAAGUGGAAGGGAACGGGUUAGCACCGCCUGAGCAUCGAGGCCACCCAGAAAUGACCUUCUCCCCUGCUUCAGACUUCCUGGAGGACCCCAGUGCUGAAAAAACCACCCAGGGACACGAGGAAGCCUCUGUGCCAGGGAGCCAGGAACGGCCAACUCAUAGAGAGCACCCUGAUGCUUCCUUGCCAGCCACACCCAAUGGGCCGUUGCACCGUCUGGAGGCAGUUGCCACGACAACAGACAAUGCUGUGGAAGGCUCUCUCAUGGGUACCAGCAUCCGGGGAGACUACCCUCAAGGGAUCACUCAGCCUGGGGAGAACGAGGAGGUCUUCUCUGGAAGCGGCAAUGUCACGCCAACAACUCCGCUGAAGAAUGAGUCCCAGGCGGAUGAGGCGAGCGGAGAGUCUGAUUAUGACUUCCGAGAAAGCCAUGCCAAGGCCGUGAGUUUUGCGGAGGAGCUCCCUGGCUUGGGGGAAGCUUGGCAACACUUGCCCGGGGUCGUUCCAGAACGAUCAGAGAAACAGGAAGGCACAGCAGGAGAAGACCCCACCCUGCAAGAAACCACCCAGCAUUCGGAGGUGGCACUGGCUGAGCUGAGAGGAGAAGAAGCCGUAACCCUCUCGGCAGAGGACAUCCCCUCCCCGAUGGCCGCCAGUGACUACCCGCUAGCGGCACGGCUGAUUUCCGGGGAGGCCGAUGCUUGGGUGGCGGUGGGUGGCGAGGAAGCCACCACAAUGGAAGUCAAAGGGAGAGCGAGCUCAGGGCUGGUGGACGGACCUGCCGUCACCGAGGUCCUGAAUCCAUCCGAAGCAGAAGACCGCUGGGAGGUCAUAACUCCGAGCAUGAGUGGUCACUUUGAUGAUGGUGUGGCAGGCCGAUCCACCAGAGAGGAGACCACAGUCCCAGAAGCCGUCAGCUUGGCAGGGAGUAGCUCUGGCCCCCAGCAAGGCAAAGGCACCACUGGAACUCCCAGCCACAGUACAACCCGUGAUUUGAUCCCUCCUGGGUUCCUUCCGAAAGGAUCAGAAGAUGGCGAGGACUUGACAUCUCGGGGGACGCCUGAGUCUCCCUCGCCUCCCUGGAGCACAUCAGAACCUGCGCGCCACAAUUUCAACACCUCUGAGCUGCCCAUUUAUCCCAGCGAUGGUGUGAUAACUGGGAAAGAGAGCGAGAGCUUCCUCCCCACUGCCCCGGGGCAGAUCCUUCCAAUGGAGUCCGACGGGGGGAGUGGAGAGGAGAAAGGAGGCGACGUGUCCGCAGCCAAGGAGGUGGAGGGCCUGGUGUGGAUCGGGGAGGCCAAUGCCACCGCGCUCGCUGAAACUGACCCCUGCGACAACGACCCCUGUUUACAUGGGGGCACCUGCCAGUCCAGCGGAAACCUCUCCACCUGCAGCUGCCCCCGGGGCUUCACGGGAGAGAACUGCGAAAUAGAUAUUGACGACUGCCUGUCCAGCCCCUGCCAGAACGGAGGGACCUGCAUUGAUGAGAUCAAUUCCUUCGUCUGCCUUUGCCUGCCCAGCUACGGAGGCAGCCUCUGCGACCGAGACACGGAGGGCUGUGACCACAACUGGAACAAGUUCCAGGGCCACUGCUACCGCUACUUCGCCCACCGACGCUCCUGGGAGGACGCAGAGAGGGAUUGCCGCCACCGGUCGGGUCACCUGACCAGCAUCCAUUCAUGGGAGGAGCACAACUUCAUCAAUAGCUUUGGACAGGAGAACACAUGGAUUGGCUUGAAUGACCGCAUUGUGGAGCAGGAUUUCCAGUGGACGGACAACACCGGACUGCAAUACGAGAACUGGCGCCAGAACCAGCCGGACAACUUUUUCGCUGGCGGUGAGGACUGCGUGGUGCUGGUGUCCCACGAGACCGGGAAGUGGAAUGACGUCCCUUGCAAUUACAACCUGCCCUACGUCUGCAAAAAGGAUACAGUGCUGUGUGGUCCUCCCCCCACGGUGGAGAACGCAUUCCCCAUCGGCAAGAAGAGAGAGAAGUACAGCGUGCACGCGACCGUCCGCUACCAGUGCGAGGAAGGCUUCCUGCAGAGGCAUGUGCCCACCAUCAAAUGCCACGUCAACGGCACGUGGGACAGGCCCAGAAUCAUUUGCACAAAACACGGUCCCAUCGAAUCCGCCGCCACCAUCGCCGCCACCACAAACACCACCAGCACAAAUCCCGCAAGGACCGCAGGAAACACUCGAAGCAGCACCCAAAGCUGGACUGGACGGAGGAAGACGGGAACUACUUUUAAUGACGGGCCUGGGAAAGAAAGCACAAGCUCCCAAUUCCGCUCCCCCCCCCCUUGA